This is a messenger RNA of Carya illinoinensis, 2232 nucleotides long. RefSeq names its product DNA topoisomerase 2-like. The coding region runs from base 194 to 973 and encodes 259 amino acids. Gene Ontology annotation, cellular component: nucleus. Gene Ontology annotation, biological process: resolution of meiotic recombination intermediates; sister chromatid segregation; DNA topological change. The transcript has 9 exons. Gene Ontology annotation, molecular function: ATP binding; DNA topoisomerase type II (double strand cut, ATP-hydrolyzing) activity; DNA binding. Lineage: Eukaryota; Viridiplantae; Streptophyta; Magnoliopsida; Fagales; Juglandaceae. The record is from RefSeq and is a predicted model, not a curated record.
CUUUCCACGGGUUUUUACAUUUGAUAGAAGUCAUAUUGUUUCACCUGUGUUCUAACUUCAGAAAAUUGGUUUUGCUGAUCUGAAGGUAUUCUGUAACAACGUGGGAAACAAAUCAGAGCCAGCCAUAUCUAAGUGUAAAGAGAGUGAGAACUGGACGAAGGUGACAUUUAAGCCCGACUUAGCAAAAUUUAACAUGACCCAUCUUGAGGACGAUGUGGUUGCGCUAUUGAAAAAUCGGGUGAUUGACAUGGCUGGCUGCCUUGGAAAGUCUGUAAAGGUUGAAUUAAAUGGAAUUAGGGUCCUUGUAAGAGCGUUUACUGACUAUGUGAAUCUAUAUUUGGAUUCUGCAGCUAAAUCCGAAGCCGAGAAACCUCCAAGCUAUCAUGUGAAAGUUAACGAUAGGUGGGAGGUAUGCGUGAGUCUUAGUGAUGGGCAGUUUCAACAGGUCAGCUUUGUGAACUCGAUUUCCACGAUCAAGGGCGGACCUCAUGUGGAUUAUGUCACUAGUCAAACUACAACCCAUGUGAUGAAUUUCGUAAAUAAAAAGAACAAGAGUGCCAAUUUCAAAGCGCAUAAUGUGAAAAAUUACUUGUGGGUUUUUGUCAAUGCUCUCAUUGACAACCCUGCUUUCGAUUCCCAGACCAAGGAAACUCUGACGCUUCGUCAAAGCAGUUUCGGGUCCAAGUGUGAGCUAUCACAGGAUUUUCUUACUAAAGUCACAAAAUCCGGAAUUGUGGAGAGUCUCCUGUCGUGGGCAAAUUUCAAGCAGAGCAAAUAUCUUAAGAAAAGUGAUGGAACAAAGUCACAGAAGAUUCAUGGAAUUGAAAAACUGGAUGACACUAACAAAGCUGGGGGUAAGGAAUCUAACAAAUGUACAUUGAUUUUGACCGAAGGAGAUUCGAUCGGCAAAGGCUCUUGCAUUGGCCAAGCCUGCUGCUGUGGGUUGAGAUUACUAUGGCGUGUUCCCCGUUGAGGGGUAAAUUGCUCAAUGUGAGGGAAGCCACCAAUAAACAGCUCACUGAGAAUAAAUAAAUCGGGUACAUCAAACAGAUUCUUGGACUUCAGCAGAAUAAAGAAUAUACCAGUAUCAAGUCCUUGAGAUUUGGUCACCUGAUGAUAAUGACUGAUCAGGAUCACGAUGUUUCACACAUUAAAGGGCUGUUGAUCAACUUCAUUCAUUCUUACUGGCCAUCACUGUUGAGAGUUCCAUCUUUCUUGAUUGAGUUUAUAACUCCUAUUGUGAAGGUUAGUAUUUUUAGUCAAUCAAUUCAAUUGCUUGCAGGCGUUUAGUAUUCAUUGAAAAUCUUUCUUGAGGGCAAAUGGACUGGUUAUAAUCUUUGAGGGCAACUCAUAAAAAGGGAACACAAUUAUCAUUUUACACCAUGCCUGGUAUGAGUCGUGGAAGGAAAGUUUGAGUGGCAAGGCAAGUGGCUGGUCUAUUAAGUAUUAUAAGGUGCUGGGAACAAGCACAUCAAAGGAAGGGAGGGAGUACUUUGCGAAUCUUGAUAAACAUAGGAAAGAUUUUAUAUGGGUAGAUCAGCAAGAUGGGGACGCCAUCGAGCUAGCAUUCAGUAAGAAUAAGAUAGAAGAGAGAAAGAAUUGGCUCAGGCGAUUUGAGCCUGGUACUCACCUUGACCAGACGGCCAAACUCAUAAAGUACAGUGACUUUGUCAACAAGGAGCUUAUAUUGUUUUCGAUGGCGGAUCUUCAAAGGCCUAUUCCUUCAAUGGUUGAUGGCCUGAAACCGGGGGCCAAAGGAAGAUUCUUUUCUGCUCUUUUAAGAGAAACUUUGUCAAGGAAGCAAAAGUCGCCUAGUUUUCUGGUUGUUUCUGAACAUUCAGCUUAUCAUGAUGGCGCGCAGAGCCUUGCAAGUACCAUCAUUGGAAUGGCACAAGAGUAUGUGGGCAGCAACAACAUUAAUCUUCUUCAACCGAAUGGCCAGUUUGGCACCCGUAAUUAUGGAGGGAAAGAUCAUGCAAUUGCUAGGUACAUAUAUACCUGACUUUCUCCCAUCACAAGGUUUCUAUUCCACAAGGAUGAUGAUGACCUUCUUGACUACUUGAAUGAAGAUGGGCAAUUGAUUGAACCAACUUGGUAUUAUUUUCACCUUUGUCCUUUCUAUCUGGUAGGAGAUUUUUUGCUUUUAUUUAUAUGAAGGCCUUCUUCAGAACAAGUAAAGCUUACGAAUUUUUGUCUAUUUUGUUGAAAAUUUAGACCUCCCAAAUUCACUCC